Molecule: messenger RNA, 1092 nt
Organism: Limulus polyphemus (Atlantic horseshoe crab)
Lineage: Eukaryota; Metazoa; Arthropoda; Merostomata; Xiphosura; Limulidae
Product: homeobox protein Nkx-6.3-like
Exons: 3
Coding region: 1-1092 (363 amino acids)
Biological process (GO): regulation of DNA-templated transcription
Molecular function (GO): sequence-specific double-stranded DNA binding; DNA-binding transcription factor activity, RNA polymerase II-specific
Source: RefSeq, a predicted model, not a curated record
AUGGGGAUACAUCCCGCAUGCUCAUACAGGCGUUUACCGUCAUCAUCAGCCACAUGUUUUAAUGGAUUUUCCGCUGAACAGGGAAUGUCCAUCGGCAUGAUACCGUCACACCCUGCCGUUCCUGUGCCAGUUAAGUCCGGCAUCCAGGGAACAAGCCUCGGCCGUCUUUGUAACGAACAAUCCACCCUUCUAAAGUCACUAAAUGAACUUGACGGAAAAGAUUCUCUCGCCGAUCUUCGAGAAGACACCAACUUUGUGUCGAUUGAAAACUGUCACGAGAAACGAAGACGAACGCGAACGAAUUUUAACGGGUGGCAGCUGGAGGAGUUGGAAAAGGCGUUCGAGGCUAGUCACUACCCCGAUGUCUUCAUGCGGGAAGCCUUGGCGAUGAGAUUAGAUCUUGUGGAAUCCAGAGUUCAGGUUUGGUUCCAGAAUAGAAGGGCUAAGUGGAGGAAGAAAGAGAACACGAAGAAAGGGCCUGGUAGACCUGCCCACAACGCACACCCCCAAACCUGUAGCGGUGAUCCGAUCCCGCCAGAAGAGGUCAAAAAGCGCGAGUCAGACAGACGGGAAAAGAAACUCCGGAAGCAAUUGGAGCGGCUGACGAAAAGGCUAGAGCACGCAAAACUAAAACCUGGACUGAGUAUAGUGAGUUUAACGGAAUCAAUACGGCAGACACUGAGGGAACUCGAACAGGUCAGCUCCUCCAAGAAACUGAGAAAUUUAGUUAACCUGAAAAUCGUCAGUGCUCUUGGAUUCCAUAUUUAUGACGAGCAACCUGACAAAAAUGGCGUGAAAAAACGAGAACUGGAAAAUGUUAUCGAUAACACAGAGGGCAAUACCGACACGUGUCACUCGGAUUCGUCACGUGAUUCUCGUCUCACGAGCUCUCCGAAACCACUGUGCUCCUUUAGUAUCAAGGAUAUACUUUCGGACAAAAGGGGCCGAAGUUAUGGGAGGAAAGAACCCCUAAGUGUGAAGUCUUUUAGUGAUUUAGUGAAUCAACCGACAGGCAUUUCAACCAACGACAACGUUUUUCCAAACAGUAGAGAUGACAGCGGUAGCGACAGCAGUGCUACCACUUUUCUCUAG